UCCAAUAGGGGGAAUAUAGGAUAAUGGAAAGAAAAUCAAAUGGCCGUGCAGAAGUUAUUUUCGAUUUUUCUCUUGGCUUCUUUGUCAAUUUCUCCAAGUUAUGCUCAAGUUGAGGGCAUCUAUUGUGGAAAAGAAAAUUGCUACGAUGUCCUGGGAAUGACAAGAGAUAACAGUAAGUCUGAAAUCAUGAAGGCUUACCGAAAACUUGCCAGGAAAUGGCAUCCUGAUAGACAUAAAACCGAGGAGGCCAAAAAUGAAGCUGCUGCUAAAUUCCAAACGAUAGCGAAUGCUUAUGAGAUUCUUAAAGACCAAGACUCACGAAGUGAAUAUGAUUACAUGUUGGAUAAUCCUGAGGAGAUGUAUCUCCAUUAUUACUACUACUAUCGUCGGCGGAUGGCUCCGAAAGUGGAUGUCAGAAUUGUGGUUGCAGUUACAAUAUCUAUCAUAUCAGUUAUACAGUAUUAUGGUGCUUGGAACAAUUAUCAUUCUGCUAUAUCCUACUUGAUGACUGUUCCCAAGUAUCGGAUGCGUGCGAUGGAAAUAGCAAAAGAGGAAGGAUUAUUAGGCAAUAAUAAAAAGAAAGUUGGAGGAAAAAAGAUAUCCAAGGAGGAGCAAAAAGAAAAAGAUGAAGCAACCAUUAGAAAAAUAGUAGAAAACAAUAUGGAUAUUAGGGGAGGCUACAGCAAACCAAGUAUCGUAAACAUCCUCUGGUUCCAAAUGUUAUUCUUCCCAUAUUAUAUAGUUUGUUAUAUCGCCUGGUGGUGUCGCUGGGUGUGGAAGUUCUGGAUACUCAAACACGAGUAUGGAGAUGAGGAAAAACAUUAUAUCAUCAGAAAAUAUAUGGGUCUGGGCCAGUCCCAGUGGGAGGCGUUGGAUGAAUCUGAUAAGUUGUCUUUCAUGAAACGAGAGCUCUGGCUGAAGGAACAUUUUGUGGAGUGGAAGAUCGAGAAAGAUGAAGAGCAGAAAGCCAAGUUAGCGGAAAGUUCAAAAUACAAGAGUUAUCGACGCUAUAUGAAACAAGGUGGACCAGGGCAGAUGACAUUUGGGCCGGAGUAAAGUCAUGAGCAGUCAUCCAACUUGCCUGUCUCCCACACUGCUCUUCAUAUUGGCUAUUGGAAUAAUGGCCUGUUUCCAAAAAAGCGGUUUUCCAUGCAUUUUGCCGCAUGAGCUGGUCUCUCUGGUCAGGUCAAGUACAUGUAGCUGAGCCAAUAAAUUACAUCAAAAAUCAAUGUUCACCUUAGGAAACUGAAAUCGGCACUGUUUUGGCAAGAGCCAUUAAUAUAAAUUCCAAAAGUGAAACAGGAAAAGGCUGCGGAUGUUCAAACAAUUAUAAGUCAUCAAUAUGUAUCUUGUGGAAUACGUUUUACCAAAAGGAUUGAAAACGUUUCCAACAAAUUUCAAUAUCAAAAUUUUACAACCAAAUAUUGAGUUAAAUUGAGGGUUGUGUAUCAAAAAUGCCAUGUCUCGAUGUGUUGGGUGGUGCUAUUCAUUGUGAAUAUCUUGUUUUGAGCUACUAUGAUGAUUCAAUCUGCACGAAUGGGACUAGACCAUAUCAAAGUUGUGAUCAAGUCGAGCACUUUCAGAUCUGCUGAGAAACGACAGCUUCCUUUUCCAGUAUGUGGAACUAAUGUGCUUAUAAAAUCCAUCGAAACCAUGAAAAUUUAUCAGUCGGUUAUUGAAAUAUCAUACUCGAAUUUUGAAUUUCAAUUCGGGAACCAUACUGAUCAACACUUCCUGUUGAUUUGUAAAAAAACAACAAAUUUUCAGAAAUGUUCCCAACUCCAUUGCAUUGUUGGGUGAGUUGUCAAAGAGAAUAUCGCUACAUUCAUGUAGAAUGGGAUUCAUAAACUUCUAUUUCAUCUCCAGAAGUAAAACUCUUUAGUACUGAUUUUAUUUAUGAUUCAUUUAAUACUUGUUUGGGUUUGUGGACAGCAUGUUGUUUUAUUUGAAGUUGUUUUAUGUUCUAUAGGUUUAGAAACACCUUCUAAUGUUUAUUUAUGACUCAAAAAGUCAGUUUUAUUCGUGAGGCUCCGGUACAAUCCAGCUUCGCAUGCUAUGGGUACCAAUUAGAGGCAUAUGUCCAAGUGCUAUUGGUUUAUAAUUCAGAGAGACCAUCGACAUCAUACAUGAAGCCUCAUCAUCUCGUCACUUUGGAAACCAGGGGAUCAUUGUGAUGUCACUUGGCAAUAUGAUUAGCCAGGUUGGGCAUUAUGAGAGGUCAUGUUAUUGGCUAGUAGAAGGUUUGGCCUCUCAGUUUAGGAUUAUGAGAGGUCAUGUUAUUGGCUAGUAGAAGGUUUGGCCUCUCAGUUUAGGAUUAUGAGAGGUCAUGUUAUUGGCUAGUAGAAGGUUUGGCCUCUCAGUUUAGGAUUAUGAGAGGUCAUGUUAUUGGCUAGUAGAAGGUUUGGCCUCUCAGUUUAGGAUUAUGAGAGGUCAUGUUAUUGGCUAGUAGAAGGUUUGGCCUCUCAGUUGAGGAUUAUGAGAGGUCAUGUUAUUGGCUAGUAGAAGGUUUGGCCUCUCAGUUUAGGAUUAUGAGAGGUCAUGUUAUUGGCUAGUAGAAGGUUUGGCCUCUCAGUUUAGGAUUAUGAGAGGUCAUGUUAUUGGCUAGUAGAAGGUUUGGCCUCUCAGUUGAGGAUUAUGAGAGGUCAUGUUAUUGGCUAGUAGAAGGUUUGGCCUCUCAGUUUAGGAUUAUGAGAGGUCAUGUUAUUGGCUAGUAGAAGGUUUGGCCUCUCAGUUUAGGAUUAUGAGAGGUCAUGUUAUUGGCUAGUAGAAGGUUUGGCCUCUCAGUUUAGGAUUAUGAGAGGUCAUGUUAUUGGCUAGUAGAAGGUUUGGCCUCUCAGUUUAGGACCAGGUUAUCUUUAACCAUUCAAAAGUUUCGGUUAAAAUAUGUUAAUUUUGUAGAUUCUAAUUUUCAUCAUGUCAUCCAAAUCAUUCCAUUUCGUUCAUUUUGUUUCAUUUUGGGUGAAUACUGGUAUUCCUUUUCUUUUCGAUUUCAAUGGAUAGUAGGAGGUGUUGGUGACGGCUAGACGACCCUGUCCACGGGCUGCUCUAGCUUCACAUUUAUUGGGACCCACUUAUUUUGACACCAAGGUUGAGCUUGAUGAAGUGAUCUGAUGUACAUGUUAUGCCAUACUUAUUUGUUUAAAAUGAGAGCGUUCAUAGUUUGAGGACAUUCAGUUGUCUUUUCAUCAGACUUGAAGCAAUGUGCUGCAGAUUACAUAAGAAGCUGUCUCAACUGGUGGAAACAUUAGGUUUUUGAGUUUAUAUGUUGGAUCAAUUUCUCUUCAUUGUGAGCAUUGACACGCACACUGACUGAAUUAGGUCUUGACAUAACAGAUACCAAGUGAGGGGGGGAGGGGGGUGGCUGAAAUCACAUGAGGAGGAGCAUGAGGAGCAAGAGUGAAAAGUUUUUCAUAUCUGGAAUGUUGAAGAUGCCAUUUCGCAGCAUUUCAGAUGCAAAAUAUCCGGCUAAUACACUCCUAAGCAGAGCCUCCCAUACUAACAGGAAGUAAAUUCCAACGGCCCUAUUCUUUGUUGUAUAGGAUGGACUAGUACACAUAUUAAUGCCGUCGGGUAUAGCCCGUUGUAAAAUAGUUCAUUCGAAAUGAAAUACCCUUUGUUACAAUAGAAUGUGAUGAAUGGACUCUACCUCCGGGAGACAUAGCUUGCUCGUUUGUACCCUGUGUGACAUAACAUGCCGCGAUUUUAAUCUAUCCUCUGUACCAGCCCCCCUGAAGCUCCUUGGUUUUCUGAACUAUAGGCACCAGGUGUCGUUCGGUUCAGCUGUUUUGACUAAACCAUUAUUUAUGAUUUUGUGAGAGUAUGGUUCAAAUGGAAGCCUUUUCACUACACAUGCUACAUCCAUAUCAACAACCUUGGUUUUCGGCCUAUUGAGAAAAAAGUUGCUGAAGCGCCAUUUUUUUGCAAGGAUAUUAGAAACUGAAUGUCAAUGUGGAAUAGUUUUGAUCUCCAUUAUAUCCAUCAUGAUGUGCUGACAUGUGUCUGGUGUUCAUCCAGCAGAUCCAGUGUGUAUGUAGUCCAGUGUUGGCGGUGGUAUAUCUCAUAGUUUCCAUUUAAACCAACUUUGCAAAAAAACAAUAUUGGAAGUUGUUUUAAACUUGUAUUUUUCUGUCCAUUAAGUGGCAAAUAAAAAUAUUAUAUUUCAA
Lineus longissimus is the source of this 4163-nucleotide messenger RNA. RefSeq names its product dnaJ homolog subfamily C member 25 homolog. NCBI's taxonomy places the organism in Eukaryota, Metazoa, Nemertea, Pilidiophora, Heteronemertea, Lineidae. The record is from RefSeq and is a predicted model, not a curated record. Gene Ontology annotation, cellular component: endoplasmic reticulum membrane. Bases 40 to 1056 code for a protein of 338 amino acids. The transcript is spliced from 9 exons. Gene Ontology annotation, biological process: protein folding.